This is a messenger RNA of Indicator indicator, 1261 nucleotides long. RefSeq names its product FXYD domain containing ion transport regulator 6 (gene FXYD6). The transcript is spliced from 8 exons. Gene Ontology annotation, molecular function: sodium channel regulator activity. NCBI's taxonomy places the organism in Eukaryota, Metazoa, Chordata, Aves, Piciformes, Indicatoridae. The record is from RefSeq and is a predicted model, not a curated record. The coding region runs from base 921 to 1211 and encodes 96 amino acids. Gene Ontology annotation, biological process: regulation of sodium ion transmembrane transporter activity. Gene Ontology annotation, cellular component: membrane.
CCCUCCAGCGUGCAGAGAAAACACAUCGGCUUCCAGAUGACAAGACGUGGAAGGGGAGGGAAGGACGUGAAUUACCAUGGGAUGUGAUUUGCUGUGAUGAAUACAUCGGCUUCUGGAAACGUGCUCCCCAUCUUCAUGGGGUUGAGCGUGGUGCUGGAGGCAGGUUCCUCGGGAGCUGGGCUCAUGGAGGCAUCACUGGGGACCAACCAUGGAGCCAAACGCUGCUGGGACCAGCACUGGCAGGCUGGUGGGUGCUGCUGAGCCCGCUCCUGGGCACCAUCACAGCACAAAUUGGGACAAGGGGCUGUGGUGGGGUCUGGAGGACCCUGGUGCCGUGCCUUGAGGAGCCAGCCCGGGGCAUUGCUGGCAGCUGGGGUGGGCUGCGAUGGAGGCUGCACCCGAAUCAGGUCAGGCUCUUGAGGGGCUGAGCAGCAGCACUCCAGGGAUCUGCAUCCAUCAGGCAGCAGAAUUCCUGCUCUGUCGAGGGCCCCUUCCUUAUCGGCACUAAUCCAGCACAGCAGCUGCAGCAGCUCUGUAGCACUCGCUGCUAUCAGUGCUCUGCAGGCCCCCCCGAUAACCUCCCUCCCUCUCCUGUGCCAGCAGCAAGCCCUCUCCGCGCUCCCGCACCAUGUAUGGGCACCCAGCCCUGUCGCCGGGGCACUGGGUGACUGCCUGACAGCAGCAAAGCACAAACAAGCAGAGCCCUGCGUUCAGGCAAGCUGCGGGCACCCAGCUUCCCUCCAUGCCCCAGAGCCCCUGGCGUGCUCCCUUGAAGGAGGCAGGAAUGCCAAGCCCUCUCCUCCUGGCAAGAGGAAGAAGUGUCUGGGUCUGCAGUAUCCUGUGCCAGCUGGCAAGAUGAAGAGCAGCCCUGGCCCCUCAGGAGGAGGAGGAAGGAGGCUUGGGGCCAGUUCACAGCAGCCAUGGAGGCAGCACUCAUCUUCCUGUGCUCCCUGAUGGUGCCAGCAGCCCUGGCAGACGUGGCCACCCAGGAGAAGGAGGAGGAGGACCCCUUUAACUAUGAUUAUCAGAGCCUGAGGAUUGGGGGCUUGGUUUUUGCCGUGAUCCUGUUCACCGUUGGCAUUCUGCUCAUACUCAGCAGGAGGUGCAGGUGCAGUUUCAACCAGAAGCCCAGAGCUCCAGGGGAUGAGGAGGCUCAAGCUGAGAACCUGAUCACCUCUAACGCGACAGGGGCACAGAAAGCAGAGAACUGAACGAGAGCCAUGCGAGCCAGAGACCCAAGGACAGGCGCUCGGACCACAGG